GGUCGCCAGCUGCUAGUCGCUGACUCCGACUCGCAACAAGUGUCUGUGCACGUGGCGGCGGGUGUGUGUGAGCGUCUGUGUUGACCUGGAGAGAGGGCGGGCGUGGGGGUCGGUUCCUAGUGUGAACUCCAUAGUGCUGUUAGCACCGAGGCGGAAGGGAGCGUCGGAUACAUACCGAAAGCGGUUUGCAGCGCAGAACGCGCCAGUGGUGUAGUAGGUUCCUGGCUGUUCGGAAUCUGUGCUCUUCAGCUGCUGCUGGAACUACAACCAACACUGUGAGGAACAACGUUGGUAUCCACGGCGUACAAAGGUGCCUGAAGUCGGCAGAUGGCUGUUAAUCGUAGAAGUGACUGGAGGAUCAGACAGUGAAAUGAAACCAGGAAGCUUUUAACAGGCGUAACUUGGAGUGCUGAUUGAAGACAAAGCAGAUAUCAAUCUCAAUAACUGUACGAUGUCGUCACUGGUGCGUUUGGGGUCGAGGCUGCACAGGAUCCCAAAACGGUUGUUGGGCACAGCUGCAGCCAAGAGCUACAAUGCCGGUAAGCGUAGGGGUGUCGUGGCGGUCACUGCAGCGUGCGCCAUCGGCAGCGCUGCGGCUGUGUACGCAGCGAGCCGCACGGGAAAGCUGGAGGCUGCCAACGCGGCGAAGCAGCCGAAGCAAGAGCAGAAGGGGCCGGUCAGCGGGAAGCUCGCCUACCGCGAACAGCGGUUCAUAAAGUUCGCGUCCGUCGAGUUGGACGGGCAGGUCUACAUGACGCCUCAGGACUUCCUAGAGUCGGUGCUGGACCAGGAACCGAGGCCCCGGCUCAAGAGGCGACAACUGAGCGAGGCGGACGUGGUCGCCUUCCGCGAGGCAACUCCUCCACUCCACGCCGGGUCGCCAGCCAUGUUCCGCACCGCUCGCGACCGGGGACUCAUCUCGUACACGGAGUACCUCUUUCUGCUGUCGGUGCUCAUCAAGCCCCGCAGUGGCUUCCUCAUCGCCUUCAACAUGUUCGACACGGACGGUAACCGGCGUGUCGACAAGUCCGAGUUCCACAUCAUCGAGGACAUCUUCAUCCAGACGUGGAGGGGCAAGAAGCAGCAGUUCUGGAGGGUCAACGGCAACAACAAUAACAACUUCCGUCGGCGGCAGGCGUCGCAGGAGGGUCACUCGCAGGACGACAGCAGCAGCGGCCACGCCGUGGACACCUUCCUCACCGUCCACUUCUUCGGCAAGUCCGGCAGAGAGGUGCUGCGCUACGAGGACUUCGAAAAGUUCAUGGAGAACCUGCAGAAGGAGGUCGUCGAGCUGGAGUUCCACGAGUUCUCCAAGGGCGCCGACCGCAUCUCCGAGAUGGACUUCGCCAAGAUCUUGCUGCGGUACACCUACCUCGACUCUGCGGAGUGCAAGGCGUACCUCGACCGCCUGCUGCUCAGGAUCAAGGAGGAGAAGGGGAUCGGCUUCGACGAGUUCUGGGCCUUCUGCCAGUUCCUCAACAACAUCGACGACUUCACGGUGGCGGUGAACAUGUUCAACGUGGUGGGCCGGCCCGUCGCCGAGCAGGAGUUCUUCCGCGCCGUCAAGAUCUGCGGCGGUGCGGGCGUCAGCCGGCACCUCGUCCACACCGUCUUCCAGAUCUUCGACGUGGACGGCGACGGCCGGCUGAGCCAGCGCGAGUUCGUCGCCAUCAUGAAGGACCGCCUGCGCAGGAGAUUCAAGGCGCAGCCCACCCGCGAGAAGUGGGAAAGCUUCAAGGCCUGCAUCAAGAACGAGAUGAAGACGAUGGUUUGAUGACGUCUGCAUCCCUAACACCAAAUGGAAUGAGAAUGUGAUGAGGCCAAUGGUUUGAUGACGGUCUGAGUCCAAAUACUGAGCUGCUCCCGACUUUUUACACCGGGAAAUAACAUUGUAUGGAUAAACAAGAACUAAAAUUAUAUUUUUUGAACCAGAAAUGUAACUAAAAUUUAAGAAAAUGUUCUGUUGCAAGUAUGAUAUACAGUGUUAUGUUUGCUGAAAUGGUGUCAAAUAACUAAUUCGCUACAGGAGACUCAGGGCAAAGCCCAUCAUGGAUAUUUGGUACAUCUUCCGGGUUUCCACAAGAAGAAACUGGAGACAAUUGUCUGAUGUUCAUAACUUCUAAAAAUGUAUUUGUAACUAAAAAUGUACUUCUUAACUAAUUUAUACACUUGCAAGCAUUUAAGUUCAUGCCAUUUUUUCGAACCAGUUUUGUAAUUGAAAUACUGAAAAUAUUGUGAUGUAAUAAAGAUUUGAACAGUUAGAA
Schistocerca nitens (vagrant locust) is the source of this 2264-nucleotide messenger RNA. RefSeq names its product calcium uptake protein 3, mitochondrial-like. Gene Ontology annotation, molecular function: calcium ion binding. Lineage: Eukaryota; Metazoa; Arthropoda; Insecta; Orthoptera; Acrididae. Gene Ontology annotation, cellular component: uniplex complex. The transcript has 2 exons. The record is from RefSeq and is a predicted model, not a curated record. Gene Ontology annotation, biological process: mitochondrial calcium ion homeostasis; calcium import into the mitochondrion. The coding region runs from base 452 to 1774 and encodes 440 amino acids.